CUGAAAUCUGCACUCCACCUUCAGGCAGAAUGAGGUGCACCCCCGGAUUUCUGCUACUCUUGCUGUUGGUGAGCAAUCUUCCUCCAGCCCAUGGUGUUCUGGAAACCUUGUACACAAACUUCAAGUGUAAAUGCCUCAAAGUGACUUCAGCUCCUAUUCCCUUACAAGAUAUUGAGCGGUUUGAAAUUUUGCCUCCUGGGAAUGGAUGCCCCAAAUAUGAAAUCAUACUCCGGAGGAAAGCUAAAUCCCCUAUAUGCUUAAACCCUCAAGCCACUUGGAUAAAACAAAUAACAAAAAGAUUACGGAAACUAAAUGCUACUCCAGCUCCUCAAGCUUCAAUGACCAAGAAAAAGGAUGUCAAAUGACAAUAUUUCCACCGAGGACACCUUGCUUUGGGGAUUUUCUUUUGUUUUUUGCAAAUCAUUUGUAAGAAAAGGAACUUUUCCCAUAUAAACAAGCAUG
Messenger RNA from Sorex fumeus (smoky shrew), 462 nucleotides. It is a transcript of the gene CXCL13, whose product is annotated as C-X-C motif chemokine ligand 13. Gene Ontology annotation, molecular function: chemokine activity; CXCR chemokine receptor binding. Bases 30 to 365 code for a protein of 111 amino acids. Gene Ontology annotation, biological process: chemokine-mediated signaling pathway; neutrophil chemotaxis; inflammatory response. The transcript has 4 exons. Lineage: Eukaryota; Metazoa; Chordata; Mammalia; Eulipotyphla; Soricidae. Gene Ontology annotation, cellular component: extracellular region. The record is from RefSeq and is a predicted model, not a curated record.